Molecule: messenger RNA, 2474 nt
Organism: Coregonus sp. 'balchen'
Lineage: Eukaryota; Metazoa; Chordata; Actinopteri; Salmoniformes; Salmonidae
Source: the annotation of a GenBank genome assembly
AAAGAGGCUGCAUCCAAACUACAGUCACAAGACCUUACACAUCGUAUUUCUGUUGCAGCGUCUGCCAACUUCCACUACGACAAGUUCUUUGAGAAGAAGAUCGAUGCAAGGAAGAAGGAUCACAGCUACCGGGUGUUUAAGACGGUGAACCGGCGCGCCACGUCCUUCCCCAUGGCAGACGACUACUCUGAGUCGCUCCUCAUCAAGAGAGACGUGUCUGUGUGGUGCAGCAACGACUACCUGGGCAUGAGCCGACACCCCCGCGUCUCCCAGGCCAUCAUGUGUGUGUGGGGCAAGCAGGUCACAGGAAAUGUAGAUGGUUGAUUGAGGAGGAUUAUGGUUUAAGAUGGAUGGAAGUUGACCAGAUGGACAGAGUUCCUAGCCUUAGGCCUGCAGUUAUAACACUUUAUUUAUCUUAGAAAUGUGGAGUUCCACUCGUAGUUUUCCAAAGAAGACAACAAUUUCUUAUCAAAGACCUCUCUUCUCUUUCUUUAGGGAUACAUUACAGAAGCACGGGGCAGGAGCAGGAGGAACACGGAACAUCUCAGGGACCAGUAAGUUCCAUGUGGACCUGGAGUAUGAGCUGGCCGACCUGCAUGGCAAAGACGCUGCGCUGCUCUUCACUUCCUGCUUCGUGGCCAAUGACUCCACGCUAUUCACUCUGGCUAAGAUGCUCCCAGGUACUGAUACUGAUUCUGAAACGACUGACUCAAACCUAGUCGUUUUUCACACACUUCUUCAUUCCAUGUUCUAUAGUAGCUAAAAAAUGACUGACUCUCCAUUUUACAUUCGAUUAAAUGCUAAUGGGCAAAAAAUGAGCUCUAAAUUAUCUGUAUAAAAACAAAAAUGUUUUUCCUGCUCCCAGGUUGUGAGAUCUACUCUGAUGCAGGGAACCAUGCAUCGAUGAUCCAGGGUAUAAGGAACAGCGGGGCCAAGAAGUUCAUCUUCCGCCACAACGACGUCAACAAUUUACGAGAGCUGCUGCAGAAGUCUGACCCUGCCACCCCCAAGAUUGUGGCCUUUGAGACCGUGCACUCCAUGGAUGGUGGGUUUAUGUUUUGUUGCUCUUUUAAAAAAAAAUAGUUUUCCAAUCUGAUUGUGGGAAUCUAAAGGAGGUUGUAUUGUGGUUGUUUUCUAGGCGCUGUGUGUCCUCUGGAUGAGAUGUGUGACGUGUCCCAUGAGUUUGGGGCCAUCACGUUUGUGGACGAGGUACAUGCUGUUGGCUUGUAUGGGGCCAGGGGAGGAGGCAUCGGAGACAGGGACGGCGUAAUGCACAAGAUGGACAUCAUCUCAGGAACUCUCGGUAAGAUGACUUGGGGCUAGCUUAUAAUGAUAAGAUUUAAUUGCUACAGCACCUUUUGUAGUUAAUUGUCUUACACCCCCCCUCCCUCAAAUGAAUAUUGUUAUGAUCAAAUAUUUUACUCACCCAGACCAUCAGAUCAAUUUAAAACAUCUUUACCUGGUUUAUACCUUACCUCGUAUGUUCAUUCUCCCUUCCAGGUAAGGCAUUUGGCUGUGUGGGCGGCUACAUCGCCGGUACCAACGCCCUGGUGGACACGGUGCGCUCCUACGCAGCAGGCUUCAUCUUCACUACCUCCCUGCCCCCCAUGCUGCUGGCCGGGGCCCGGGAGUCCAUCCACACCCUGAAGGGGGAGGAGGGCCGCGUGCUGCGCAGGAAACACCAGAGGAACGUCAAGCUGCUUCGCCAGAUGCUGAUGGACUCAGGCCUGCCCGUGGUCUACUGCCCCAGCCACAUCAUCCCUGUUCGUGUAAGACUGGCCUGUUAAUCAAGUUUUAAACCAUGGAAAUGAGAGAAGGGACAUUCUAUCAACAGUGGCUGUUAUAUUUCAUGCCUGAAGAAAACGUUUUCUAAUUUAUCACCUGAUGAAUAAUCUUUGACCCCUUGUUGCAGGUGGCGGACGCAGCCAAGAACACAGAGGUGUGUGACAUCAUGAUGUCUCGCUACUACAUCUAUGUGCAGGCCAUCAACUACCCCACUGUGGCUCGGGGAGAGGAGGUCCUCCGCAUCGCCCCCACACCACACCACACUCCCCAGAUGAUGCAGUACUUUGUCGGUAAGCACACACCCCAAUGAGUCUUUGUGGUUUUUAGCAUGUAAUAGUUUGGGAUUUUGAUGAUUUUGACUUAUUAAAUUUUGCUAAAAUGGCCUCCAUUUGGUGGGAUAAAUCUGUCGAUGCUGACUGCAUUCAGAACUCAAGUCUGCUAUAGUUUUUACUUGUGUGUUCUUUAUUUUUGAAAAUAAAGUACAACUAAAAUGUGAUCCAUUAAAUGUGAAUGUGUUCCUGUCCACAGAGCGUCUGGUGAAGGCCUGGAAGGAGGUGGGUCUGGAGCUAAAACCUCACUCGUCAGGGGAGUGUAACUUCUGCCAGCAGCCUCUCCACUUUGAGCUGAUGACCGAGAGAGAGAGGUCCUUCUUCACCGGCAUGAGUCACAUGAUAUCAGCCAGAGCCUAA